This is a messenger RNA of Hylaeus volcanicus, 1225 nucleotides long. Its product is annotated as probable 18S rRNA (guanine-N(7))-methyltransferase. Gene Ontology annotation, cellular component: nucleolus. Gene Ontology annotation, biological process: rRNA (guanine-N7)-methylation. Gene Ontology annotation, molecular function: rRNA (guanine) methyltransferase activity. Lineage: Eukaryota; Metazoa; Arthropoda; Insecta; Hymenoptera; Colletidae. The transcript has 6 exons. The coding region runs from base 270 to 1097 and encodes 275 amino acids. The record is from RefSeq and is a predicted model, not a curated record.
AUUUGACUCACGGCCAAGUGAGAUUUUAAUUUUGUAAAUUAUCGAUAAUGAACAUAAACCUCAAUGUUACUUGAUAUUAUUUAGUAGUGUCAAAUAGUGUGCUUCGGAUGCGAAAUGAAACGCAUUGUCUCUUAAAGUAAAUUACGAAGGUGUAAACAGUGACAAACUGGGAUAAAACCACGUGUCAAAUUACAUGUAAUAAUUCAGAGUAAUACAAAUUUCAUUUGGUAAAUUGAUUAAUAACAAGAAUAACAAAAAAAAAGAAAGAAAUGUCAAGACGACCGGAACAUUUAGCUCCGCCCGAAGUGUUUUAUAAUGAAUCCGAAGCUCGAAAGUAUACACAAAGCUCUCGGAUGAUAGAGAUACAAGAACAAAUGUGCGAACGUGCCAUAGAACUUCUUCUAUUGCCAGAGGAUAGAACUUCUUUAGUUUUAGACAUCGGAUGCGGUUCUGGUCUAAGCGGCACUGUACUUGGAGAAAAUGGGCACGUGUGGAUUGGAAUUGAUAUAGCUCCAGCAAUGCUUGGUAUAGCUUUGGAAAGAGAAACCGAGGGAGAUUUAAUUUUGGGAGAUAUGGGUCAAGGAAUGCCAUUCAGAGCUGGUACUUUUGACGGAGCGAUUAGCAUUUCUGCUUUACAGUGGUUGUGCAAUGCUGAUAAAAGUUCACAUAAUCCGUCAAAACGUCUAUAUAAAUUCUUCUCGACGUUGUUUUCAUGUUUAUCAAGAUCUGCCAGAGCUGUAUUUCAGUUUUAUCCUGAAAACAAUGAACAAAUUGAACUAGUAACUACGCAAGCUACAAAGGCAGGGUUUUAUGGAGGUGUGGUUGUUGAUUUUCCGAACAGUACCAAGGCAAAGAAAUUCUUUUUGGUUCUAAUGACGGGUGGACCUGCUGCCCUUCCACAAGCUCUAGGUGUCAGCGACGCUGACGCAGCUAUUUCUUAUAUUGCUAGAAGAGAGCAAAUUAAAAAAGCAAGAGGUAAACCAUUAAAAAAGAGCAGAGAUUGGAUUACUGAAAAAAAGGAAAGACGACGUAAGCAGGGAAAAAAGGUUCCAGAAGAUUCAAAGUAUACUGGAAGAAGAAGAUGCGGUAGAUUUUAAUAUGCGAUAGAUUUUAUACUGAACUCAACAAAAUCAUUUGCAUCUUCAAACCUGUACAUGUAAUAUAAUAAUAUGUAUAUAUAUUUUCCUAAAUGUACAUAUAAAAUGCAAGUUCAUUACCUGUUUUG